CCAUAAACCUCAACAUCAGUUUACACAAUUUCCUCUUAAAUUCCUCUAUUAAUUAUUUCCCCCUUUUUGCAUUUUGUUGGUAGACUCAUCUUCUCUUUCUUGUAAUAUAAAUCUACUUAUAUCAGCACAUCAUAUAAAACAAAGUGUUAUAGUUAUCCAUGGCUUUGCAGAAACAUCUUUUAGUGAUUCUCUUAGUUUGUUUGAUCAGCUCUUGUUAUGCUUAUCAAUUCUAUGUUGGAGGAAAAGCUGGUUGGGUCCCUAAUCCAUCUGAAAAUUACAACCAUUGGGCUGAACGAAUGAGAUUCCAAGUCAAUGACACUCUUGUGUUCAAGUACAAGAAAGGAUCAAACUCAGCGUUAGUGGUAAACAAGGAUGAUUAUGACAAGUGCAACACAAAUAAUCCUAUCAAGAAGAUGGAUGAUGGCAAUUCAAUUUUCAAGUUUGAUCAGUCUGGUCUUUUUUACUUCAUUAGUGGAAAUAAAGAUGAUUGUGAAAAAGGAUCACAAAAAUUAAUUGUUCUUGUUUUAGCUAUUAGACCUCCUCCUCCUCCUCCUCCUUCUCCUACUCCUCCUUCUCCUCCUUCUCCUACUCCUCCUUCUCCUACUACACCACCCUCAACCCCGGGAAAAUCUCCGGCAACAUCUCCCGUGGUGUCGCCCGCAACAUCUCCGGUGAGCCAAACGCCUUCUUCAUUACCCGUAAAUUCUCCAUCUCCCAUGGUGUCGCCCGCAAUAUCUCCCAUGGUGUCGCCCGCAACAUCAAAGAACUCAGCAGUAAAAGCAUUUACUACAACUCUUUUAGUGUCAAUUAUAUUGACUAUAUUUAUUUCUGCUUAGUGGAGUGAUAGACAAAAAUAAAGUUAGUAGAAAAUAAAAAAUAGUUUUUUUUUCUUCUUAUUUUGGUGUUGUUUGAUCUUGGUACAUUGAGUUACUGGGAGGUUUAGAUGUACAAAGGUGUGUUUUUAAUUUUUAAUUUUAUCUUUUGCUGUUUUGUUGUUGGCAUGAAAUUGAUUUCAUGAGAGUAUAUAAUCAAGUUUUUGUUCUUGUUCUUAAAAA
Messenger RNA from Lycium ferocissimum, 1055 nucleotides. RefSeq names its product early nodulin-like protein 1. Lineage: Eukaryota; Viridiplantae; Streptophyta; Magnoliopsida; Solanales; Solanaceae. Gene Ontology annotation, molecular function: electron transfer activity. The coding region runs from base 159 to 836 and encodes 225 amino acids. The transcript has 2 exons. Gene Ontology annotation, cellular component: plasma membrane. The record is from RefSeq and is a predicted model, not a curated record.